This is a messenger RNA of Tigriopus californicus, 1763 nucleotides long. Its product is annotated as palmitoyltransferase ZDHHC15-like. Gene Ontology annotation, molecular function: protein-cysteine S-palmitoyltransferase activity. Lineage: Eukaryota; Metazoa; Arthropoda; Copepoda; Harpacticoida; Harpacticidae. The record is from RefSeq and is a predicted model, not a curated record. Bases 20 to 1171 code for a protein of 383 amino acids. The transcript has a single exon. Gene Ontology annotation, biological process: peptidyl-L-cysteine S-palmitoylation; protein targeting to membrane. Gene Ontology annotation, cellular component: Golgi apparatus; endoplasmic reticulum.
GAUAAGGAAAUGAGCGACCAUGAAUGAGCCCCGGGGAAGCGUGGCCCGUUCCCUGUGUUGCGGGGACGUGCCAAAUUCGAUCCGAGCCACCUGUCAAAACGCCUAUGCCAAUUGCACUUUGGUCAAAGCCGUGCGUUGGCUACCCGUGGCUGCCAUCCUUUGCUCCAAAUCCUGGAGUUGCUACACAUUCUUCUUGGUUUACAACCAUCUACCAGAAGAGGACAGUUCCAACCACAAGAUUGCCACUCUCGUUCUUUAUCAUAUCUUGUUCGGUCUAAGCACUUGGUGCUUUCUAGCCUGUUUAGUGUCCAAUCCGGGGCACGUCCCCGACGAUUGGAGACUGACGGAUGAAGAGGUGGAACACUUAAGCCAGGCCAGUUCUGAAGAGGAGUGGAAAGGCAUGUUGUUGGAGUUUGCCCGGGGCAAAGGUCUCGAAUGCUUCCAAUUCUCGGUGCAGGGUGCCAUGCGAUAUUGCGAAACGUGCUUUUUGAUCAAGCCGGAUCGGUCUCAUCACUGUAGCGUUUGCAACCAAUGCAUUUUAAAGAUGGAUCAUCAUUGUCCAUGGGUGAACAAUUGUAUCGGGUUCUACAACUACAAAUAUUUUAUCUUGUUCCUCGUGUAUGCCUAUUGCUACUGUCUGUUUCUACUGGUUUUUCUAUCCACCUACUUGUUCCUCUACCGUGAUGAGAACAACGACGUCAAUUGGAAUAUCCACAUCUCGGGCAUCCUAGUGUUGUCAUUCAUAUCGUUUGUGUUCAUCUCGUGUCUCCUGUGGUACCACGUCUUCCUCCUCAUCGUGAAUCGCACCACUUUGGAACAGUUCCGGAAGCCGAUUCUGGAAACCGGAUCCAGUGGGAAAGCCUGGAACAUGGGCACGUUCCGAAACUUGCAAGAGGUAUUUGGUGAUAUCGGAUGUCUUUGGUUUCUGCCCGUGUUCACGUCCAUGGGAAAUGGCACCCAUUUCUCGUGCCCUCGAAUGGUUCGAGUCGCUUCCGGGGUUGGAUUGGGAAGAAAAUAUGAUAGCGUGAUAGUUAUCCAUGAACGAUCUCCCAGUGUCAAACUGGAUCAACACUUUGAGCUCUCGGAAAAGCACCCUCGUCCCGUCACUGUUGAAUACGUCGCCCAGCACCCGUCACCCAGAAUCGAAAUUACACAUAUGAACAGCUGUUAGAAGAAGCACGGUUAUGAAUAAUAAACUUCACAUUUUCCCGAUUAUAACAUUUUUAUUCUAAGUCAGCUUAACCGUCCAGGGAUGUGUAGCGCAUAUAUCAGAGCCGGCCGUGAACAUUUUUAUUGGGGCGCUUCUAUCUAUGUAAAUGUGGAAACCCAGUUCUGAUUUUGUGAGAGUCGCGUGAUCAAAGGGAACAAACUCGUCCUGAAGCCAGUAGGUCCCCAUUUGUGACAAAAUCAAAUACCUAAAGAGUCUGUUGAACCCUGAAUGACAGUUAACUUUGAAUUGAGUUCCAACUGCAAAAAUAGGCCCGUGCACAGAACUUGGUGCGCAGUGAACGGUGGUCGAAAGCUACGAAUCUGAAUUGGGUACAAAAAUAAUAGUAAUAAUAGUUACAUACAGACACCCCGAUUUUUUCGACAUCCGACGACAACCAAACGUCGUUGAAGGAAGGACUAGAUCAUUUUAAGAUGGUUUCGACAAAUUUUUGGAUGGUCUCGAGCUCAUCCGCCGAAGACGAGUGUCCCAGACCCUGGAAUGUUUUGAAUUCGUGCGAGCGAAAGAACUUUUUCAUCAAGGCCGAAGUCAUUUG